AUGUCGAAAAGGCUCUUGGGACAUAACACCACCCCUUCCACUUCCGAUACUGGUAGGAAUCUCACUAGCUUUAGCCGCAGAGCAGAGGAACAAAAAGACCAGGUUUCAAGGUUGUAUGAGCUUGGACUACUCAGCGACUCGGAUAAAAGAUCCAGGAGACGAGAGAGAGACAAGGUCAAGGAUUUGUCUAGUGGAGCCCGCGUUGCAGGAUCCCAUCCCAAAAAGGAUAAUCAAAAAGUUCUUGAACAUACUCGUGGGAUUUCAGAUACGUCGUUCUCUUCGGUUUCCCCUCUAGCCAGUAAGGCGAAUCGUGAUUUCAAACAACGAGCUGGUGGUGGAAUGUCAGGAAUGUUGGACACGGAUAGAACUCGUAACAGGAGGGAGAGGACGUUUGUUGGCAGCGAAUGUUCUGUGUGUGAAGAGCCAUUGGAACAUACCCUUCGAGGCGAACGAAUACUACAAUUUUCCUGCGGCCAUGUCUCCCAUGAGGCAUGUUUCUACGAAUACAUCAAGGAAAGCGACGCUCAAUAUUGCCCAACUUGCAAUGCGCCCUUAGGUCUGGAUACGAGUCGAGGAGGCAAUGUUCUUGACAUUGGUAAGACUUUCAAAAGUAGUGAGAAGCUAAGUAGUAUUGUGCGUUCAGUUUCGGCCAGCGACCAGUCCGCGAGAUCAACACCCACACCCUCGAAUUGGGAAUCCCAAACCGUACGACCACCCAGUCGCGAAUCCAAUGCUCGAACUACGAGAACAAGAGCGAACAGCCAGGAUACCCACAUUAGAGACAAUAGCAGAGAUAAUGGUAGCAACAGAGAUAGUAGGGAUAGUCGAGAGCGCAUGGAUAGAUACGCACAACCAUCGAGAAUCUCGCACCAAAGGAACGAUAGCGAAAAUGCUCCAUCGUCUGUUGGAUAUCCAGAGACUGCAACAAGCGGCCCACCUCGCCGCCAUGACUACGAUGUGCAAGCGUUGGAAUCGAAUCUUAUAAGCCCUCGAGCAAGUGUUACAAGAAACCCCAUACCAGCACCGGUUGUUAGCAUUCGUUCAGAGUUUCCAACCUUGAACAGGUCCAGACAGCAACAAACUUUGACUUGUCUUAUCACAAUCGAGGUUCCGGACACUAAAUGGCGACCCGACCCAGAUGAUAUUCGAGGUGCCCCUCCACUACCCAACAUUCGACCUGAAGAUACCUAUGCUCGACCCCCAUCUCCAGCCCAGAGCGCACCACGUUUCUACCCCUAUGAAUCUCCAGAGGUUUUGGACGAAAUCACUGAAGGUUUACGAGUCCGGGUUGAAAAUUGGCAUGGCCUUGAUUUUAAUAGGUUUGGAAAAUUACGAUUGUAUGGAACUAUUCGAGUUGGAAAAGACAGGCAAUCUUGGCAGGAACUGGAAUGUUUCUUGUUCGCAGAAAUGCUUAUCUGCGUAAAGGAAAAGAAGAUUUCAUCAUCACAACCUUGGGAUGAAUCCAACGGCGUUCGCAAAAGUACCCGAUGCACACUCAAAGGUUCAAUAUUAAUCAAAAAGCACUUAAACGAGGUGACUGAAUCAGGAUCUGGUAAUUCUCUUGGACAAACCGAAAAAAUCACCGCAGCUAACUUACGCCCUACUGAAGAUAACAACAUAUUGACCUUGAGUCUGUCAGUGGCCGAACUCCCAUCAUUUCAUCUCAAGUUCGAUAAUCGCAAUCAGCUCAAAUUGUGGCAACAGGCUUUAUUGGACCUAAACGCUAUCGAGGGAUCUCCCGCACGAAGUCCAGAUUACGAUCUCUCAGAACCAGAAGAAGAAGAAUGGAAUCGCGAUUCCACAGGUCUCCAGCGAGUUUCAGUUGCUUCCUCGGGGUACGGACCUAGAUCCGCGGCCACUGCACAGGCAGAGUACGCAAGUAGCCCUAGAGGUCUACGGCUACCAGCUGCAAUACACGUUCCUGUUGAUAUUGUGGUUGUGAUUCCAAUAUCUUCUUCGAUGCAAGGUGUCAAGAUUACUCUUGUAAGAGAUGCAUUGAAAUUUAUGGUUUCCAACCUGGGAGAUCGUGAUCGUAUGGGUUUGGUCACAUUUGGUUCUAGUGGCGGUGCAGCACCACUUGUAGGGAUGACUAGUAGAACAUGGAAUGGAUGGCAGCAAACUUUGGCGUCGAUCAGACCAGUUGGACAAAAGAGUCAUCGAGCAGAUGUUGUGGAGGGUGCAAACGUGGCGAUGGAUCUUCUCAUGCAACGGAGGUCGAAUAAUCCAAUUGCUACGAUUCUUUUGAUUAGUGACUCGUCGACAUCUGAUGCGGAGAGCGUGGAUUUUGUGGUAUCAAGAGCUGAGGCGGCUAAGAUUGCCGUUCACUCUUUCGGACUCGGUAUGACACAUAAGCCAGACACCAUGAUUGAAUUAUCAACGCGAACCAAAGCUUCUUACACAUACGUCAAAGAUUGGAUGAUGUUGCGAGAAUGUCUUGCAGGUUGUCUUGGAUCUCUUCAAACAAUGUCACAUCAAAAUGUGAAAUUAAAGCUUAGACUUCCCGAGGGAUCGCCAGCUAAAUUUGUUAAGAUUAGCGGGGCUUUACAGAUCACUAAGCGUGCAACAGGUAAAGACGCCGAGGCAUCUUUGGGGGAUUUGAGAUUUGGCGAUAAGAGGGAUAUUUUAGUGCAGCUAGUUAUUGCUCCCGAUAAUGCUUCUCAGGAACAACUCGCUCAGGAUCCAUGGGACUCUAUAGUUUCUGGUCUUGAGGCUCUUGGUGGGUCACUUGAUCAAGAAGAUCAACGAGUCGUAUCAAUAGAGGAAGUUCCUCUGAUCCAAGCUGAUCUCACCUGGGGAGACAUCCUCAGAGAUGGAACACUUGCUCAUCUACCCCGCCCUUCACUCUUAGCAAUCACGAUGCUUCCUGCCCCAACAAACCAGAAGAAGCACACGACUUGGAAUAGCGCACCGCCCAUUCCACCCCACCCAAGCGUCGUUCAACGACGUAUGGAACUUCUCACCUCGGACAUGCUUACACGCGCUCUCACAUUGGUUUCUCGCGGUCAGCACGAUCGCGCACAACAUCUUUUGAGCGAGACGCGAUCGAUCCUGAAAGGAUUAGGAAAAGGUGGUCUACCACCUAUCCCGCCACCACCUUCUAAAUCCCCAAGUCACAAUCUCUCAUCCCGCACGGGUUCCUCAUCGCCUACGAAUCGUACUCCCGAUAGACGACGUACCCCUUCCCCAACAUCUGCUACGACAAUGACCUCAAAUCAUACUCUGGGUCCGAUUCCUCGACAUCGAUCAAAUGAUGCGCUUUCGGCUGUUGUUACGGCACCAGGUAUCGAUCCCAAUACUGUUGCGGCCCUUGAUGCGGAGUUGGAGGCUAGUCUCGAAUGGAUCAAUCACCCUGCUGUAUUUGGCCGGGAUAGCAGAAAAGCCGUACUGCAAGCUAUUGGAGUGAUUAGUAGUCAGCGCGGAUAUACAUUCCGCACUACGGUGGAAAGUCUCUGGGCAGGUCGCGUGAGCGGGAUCAAGAGAAUGACGGACCGCAGUCGGGAAUGGAGAGAAGAAGGAGGAGGCGAGGUGGGGAUCAUGGAAGAGAGUUAA
This is a messenger RNA of Botrytis fragariae, 3549 nucleotides long. RefSeq names its product putative von willebrand factor type a domain-containing protein. NCBI's taxonomy places the organism in Eukaryota, Fungi, Ascomycota, Leotiomycetes, Helotiales, Sclerotiniaceae. The record is from RefSeq and is a predicted model, not a curated record. The transcript is spliced from 5 exons. Bases 1 to 3549 code for a protein of 1182 amino acids.